This is a messenger RNA of Schistosoma turkestanicum, 291 nucleotides long. Lineage: Eukaryota; Metazoa; Platyhelminthes; Trematoda; Strigeidida; Schistosomatidae. The record is from the annotation of a GenBank genome assembly.
AUGAGUGGUUUGCUUAGAUGUGCUGAAAGAAAUCCAAUAAACAGUAUUUAUUAUCAAACCAUGUUUCGAUCAAUGAUUAUUGUGUCAGCAUUAUGCAUUGUAUUUUCAUUGGUCAAAAUCAAAUGUGCAGUACCGUCACCGGAAUAUGAAAUGGAUCGAUAUCCAAUGAUGUCACCAGAACUAGUUGAACCAUACGAUGACGCAUAUCGAUAUUAUCUUCCAAGUCCACGUGAUUCAUUAGUUCGACGUUUGAUGAAAAGAAAAUAUUACAUAUCACAAAGACUUGGUUAA